GUCUCCGAACCUGAAACCGGGAGCUUCCUGCUCGUGUUCGCUGUUGAGAAGCUACCCGCGGGGUUGUAGACCUCGGACCUCAUGGCAGAGAUAAUUCAGGAACGCAUAGAAGAUCGGCUCCCGGAAUUGGAACAGCUGGAGCGCAUUGGACUGUUCAGUCAUGCGGAGAUUAAGGCUAUCAUUAAGAAGGCUUCCGAUCUAGAGUACAAAAUCCAGAGAAGAACCCUUUUCAAGGAAGACUUUAUCAAUUAUGUUCAAUAUGAAAUUAAUCUUUUGGAGCUGAUCCAGAGAAGAAGAACACGCAUUGGAUAUUCAUUUAAGAAGGAUGAGAUUGAGAAUUCUAUUGUACACCGGGUACAAGGUGUUUUCCAGCGUGCCUCAGCAAAAUGGAAAGACGAUGUUCAACUUUGGCUCUCCUAUGUGGCUUUUUGUAAGAAGUGGGCUACUAAAACUCGACUUAGCAAGGUAUUCUCUGCCAUGUUGGCGAUUCAUUCCAACAAACCAGCUUUGUGGAUUAUGGCAGCCAAAUGGGAAAUGGAAGAUCGAUUGUCUUCAGAAAGCGCAAGGCAACUAUUUCUUCGCGCACUGCGCUUUCAUCCAGAGUGCCCAAAACUUUAUAAAGAAUACUUUAGGAUGGAGCUGAUGCAUGCUGAAAAACUGAGGAAGGAGAAGGAAGAAUUUGAAAAAGCCAGUAUGGAUGUGGAGAAUCCUGAUUAUUCUGAAGAAAUCCUUAAGGGCGAGUUGGCAUGGAUCAUCUACAAAAAUUCUGUAAGCAUAAUUAAAGGUGCAGAAUUUCACGUGUCACUGCUUUCGAUUGCACAGCUAUUUGACUUUGCCAAAGAUCUACAAAAAGAGAUUUAUGAUGACCUUCAGGCUCUACACACAGAUGAUCCUCUCACUUGGGAUUAUGUGGCAAGGCGAGAAUUAGAGAUUGAGUCACAGACAGAAGAGCAGCCUACAACGAAACAAGCCAAAGCAGUGGAGGUCGGCCGGAAGGAGGAGAGGUGCUGUGCUGUGUAUGAAGAGGCAGUGAAGACUCUGCCAACAGAGGCCAUGUGGAAGUGUUACAUCACCUUUUGCUUGGAAAGAUUUACUAAGAAGUCAAAUAGUGGGUUCCUUAGAGGGAAGAGGUUGGAAAGAACCAUGACUGUAUUCAGGAAGGCACAUGAACUGAAGCUUCUGUCAGAAUGCCAAUACAAGCAGUUGAGUGUUUCGUUGCUGUGUUAUAACUUCCUGAGGGAAGCUCUGGAAGUGGCAGUAGCUGGAACUGAAUUGUUUAGAGACUCUGGGACAAUGUGGCAGCUGAAGCUGCAGGUGCUGAUCGAGUCAAAGAGCCCUGACAUAGCCAUGCUUUUUGAAGAAGCCUUUGUGCACCUGAAACCCCAGGUUUGUCUGCCAUUGUGGAUUUCCUGGGCAGAGUGGAGUGAAGGUGCCAAAAGCCAAGAAGACACUGAGGCAGUCUUUAAGAAAGCUCUCUUAGCUGUCAUAGGUGCCGACUCAGUAACCCUGAAGAAUAAGUACCUGGAUUGGGCUUAUCGAAGUGGUGGCUACAAAAAGGCCAGAGCUGUGUUUAAAAGUUUACAGGAGAGCCGACCAUUUUCAGUUGACUUUUUCAGGAAAAUGAUUCAGUUUGAAAAGGAGCAAGAAUCCUGCAAUAUGGCGAACAUAAGAGAAUAUUAUGAGAGAGCUUUGAGAGAGUUUGGAUCCGCAGAUUCUGAUCUUUGGAUGGAUUAUAUGAAAGAAGAAUUGAACCACCCCCUUGGUAGACCUGAGAACUGUGGACAGAUCUACUGGCGAGCGAUGAAAAUGUUGCAGGGAGAGUCAGCAGAGGCAUUUGUAGCUAAACAUGCUAUGCAUCAGACUGGCCAUUUAUGAAGAUGAAGAAUACAGUCAGCUUUGUGAAAUAGUAUUGCAAGCAAGCCCCGUGGGCAAAUUUGUAUUGAGUCCAUCUGUAAUUUGCUCAGUGAUGGCAGACAAGAUGGCUGUCUGGUUUUGAGACACACUUUAAUUUUAUGUUAACUUGUUAAAUCUUUUUAAAAAUUAAAAAAUUUUUAUGAUUGAGACUGGGUCUUGCUCUGUUGCCCUGGCUGGUCUUGAACUCCUGGACUCAAGUGACCUUCUCACCUCAGACUCCUGAGUAGCUGGGAUUAUAGGUGCAUGACACUGCUCAGUUUGAUGUGCUAAUCUGAUUCCAGUAAAGAGAAUUGCUGAUUUAAUGUUGAGGCCCGAUCUUCCACAGGUCCUAAAUGUUUCCCAAAAUACAUGGAUAGCAUACGACUGGGUUUUUUUAAAAUUAUCCCAGGUCAAGCAUGAGUAUCUCUAAUCUCGACCUAAGAGCCAGUUAAAAUGAAGGAGAAAGUGGCCAGGCAUGGUGACUCAACGCCUGUAAUCCCAGCACUUUGGGAAGGCUGAGGCAGGCGGAUCACCUGAGGUCAGGAGUUUGAGACUAGCCUGGCCAACAUGGUGAAACCCCGUCUCUACUAAAAAUACAAAAAUUAGCCAGGUGUGGUGGUGGGUGCCUGUAAUCCCAGCUGCUUGGGAGGCUGAGGCAGGAGAAUUGCUUGAACCUGGGAGACGGAGGUUGCAGUGAGCCGAGAUCAUGCCAUUGCUACUCCAUCCUGGGUAAGAAGAGCGAAACUCCUUCUCAAGGAAAAAAAAAAAGGAGAAAGUACAGUUUUGUUGGUUUAUUCUCAUUAUAAAAGAUACGUGGUAUGCAUUUGUUCUGGAAAAUAUGGAGGAAAUAGAAUAGUGUGGUAAAAAAAAGCAUCCUGUCACUGGGAGAAGCUUUCAGUGUAGCUUAUUGUUACGUUUCACUUAGUAUUGUUUUUCUGUGUCAUUAAAUAGCCUUAAAAACAUUUAAUGAAUUCGUAACAUUACAUUGUAAAAAUGAGCCAUAAUAUAUUUUACUAAUCCUCUGGUUAGACUGUCUUUUUUUUUUUGAGAUGGAGCCUUGCUCUGUCAUCCAGGCUGGAGUGCAGUGGCUCCAUCUCGGCUCACUGCAACCUCCACCUCCCGGGUUCAAGUGGUUCUGGCUCAGCCUCCCGAGCAGCUGGGUGGGAUUACAGGCACCCGCCACCGCGCCCAGCCAAUUUUUGUAUUUUUAGUAGUGCGGGGGUUUCAUCAUAUUGGCCAGGCUGGUUGCGAACUCCUGACCUCAUGAUCCACCCGCCUUGGCCUCCCAAAGUGUUGGGAUUACAGGCGUGAACCACUAAGCCUGGCCUGGACUGUCAUUUCUAAUUUUUUUAAAAAUUAGAUAAAUGCUGUUGAUGAAGAUUCUUGUCAAUCUUUGUUCACAUCCCUGGCCAUUUCCUUAGGAGAUUGACAUCCGACAGUGGAAUUACUGGAUCAAAGGAUACUGCUUUUAGAGAAUACUGAUAUGUAUUGCUGGUUUGCUCCUUCUUUCAAGCAAUACAUGAAAGUGUCAGUACCCUUACCUGUACUGGUGUAAUUAUAUCUUUUAUUUUUACCAUUUUAUAGGUGAAAUGUGAUAUGUCAUUGUUUUACCAUACUUUGAUAUUAGUGAAGUUAGUGUAUUUUAUGUUUCUCAUCUUUUUACAUCCUUAGACUAUUUAAAAAUUUUUUUUCUUACUAAUUUAUGAGUUAAUUUUUUUUUUUAAAUUGGACAAGUUCUUGCUUUGUCACCUAGGCUAGAGUGCAGUGGUGUGAUCAUGGCUCACUACAGCCUUAACUUCUGGGCUCAAGAGAUCCUCCCACCUCAGCCUCUUGAGUAGCUGGGACUGCAGGUGCACACCACCAUGCCUGGUUAAUUUAAAUUUUUUUUUGUAGAGACUGGUCUUGCUAUGUUGCCAGGGCUGGUCUCUUAAACAGUUGGGCUCAAACAAUCCUCCUACCUCAACCUCCCAAAGUGCUGGUAUUAUAGGCAUGAGCCAUUGUGCCUGGCCAGAGUUUUUAAAAACAUAUUCAGAAUAUUAAUAUCUUGUUUCUCAUUUGUUGCAAAUAAUUUUACCCCCAGCCUUGUUUGUGGUGAUUUUUUUUUUUUGAGACAGAGUCUUGCUCUGUGGUCCAGGCUGGAGUGCAGUGGUGUGGUCUUACUGCAACCUCUGCCUCCUAGGUUCAAACAGUUCUCCCUGCCAAAGCCUCCCAAGUAGCUGGGAUUAUAGGCACCUUUUGUGGCGAUUUUUGAUGCCCAGAGGUAUUUUGUGUGUGUAUGUGUGAUGUCUGUUUUUAAAAUGCUUUGGAAGCUCUUCCUGGUGCUGAGAACAACUCUUUUUCCCCAAGCAGUUAAUUUUGCCAACACUAUUUGGGCAGUUAUGUUUCUCUCUGCUGAUUUGUGAUGUUACCUUUAUUAUAUAUUAAAUUUCUAUGAGUA
Molecule: messenger RNA, 4330 nt
Organism: Homo sapiens (human)
Lineage: Eukaryota; Metazoa; Chordata; Mammalia; Primates; Hominidae
Gene: UTP6
Product: UTP6 small subunit processome component
Exons: 19
Coding region: 82-1875 (597 amino acids)
Biological process (GO): RNA processing; maturation of SSU-rRNA from tricistronic rRNA transcript (SSU-rRNA, 5.8S rRNA, LSU-rRNA)
Cellular component (GO): nucleolus
Molecular function (GO): snoRNA binding
Source: RefSeq, marked validated